Molecule: messenger RNA, 2146 nt
Organism: Amoebophrya sp. A25
Lineage: Eukaryota; Dinophyceae; Syndiniales; Amoebophryaceae
Source: the annotation of a GenBank genome assembly
CUUCGCUCAGGUAGAUCUGGUGGUGAGUACUAUCUUCCACGGCAUUUCAACGAUCUGGGAAGAAUUUUUAUGGUGACAGAGGCGAAUGUGACUCCUUACAGUCAUCUUUCUCACUUGUACGGAUGUGGAUCUUUUCUCGUCAGUUGAACGUAGCACGUUGAAAAAGUAUUGUCAACGCCCUGCGACAUGCAAUCAUGUUCAUCUUGCUGCCACUCAUGGUGAUUUAUAACUGACAGUCAAAAUCUGUAGCUAGCUGCGCAGUAGUUUCUUCGUCUGUCACUGUCUCAUGCGUACCCCUAACAGUGCAUAGGUAUAUUGCGGAACUGUGUUGAUUUAAACUUUAACCAUCUAUUUCUUUUCUCAGCGACGCUUCGCAUUGGUUGGUUGAAGGUUUCUUCUGCGUGUUUUUAUCUGCUUUGUCUACUUGUUCUCAAUCUUGACGGACUUGACUGCUUGAUUGGAUUUGAUAAAAAGGGUUUUGUUGGUUCUCUAUCGUCUGUUCACUGUAAUUAUAAUACAUAUUCCUCAGCGUUGAUGAUCAUAUAAGUUUAGGCUUCACAAUGUACAACGGUGAGGUAAACCUUGGCUCUGCCUUCGGGCCAGGGCCUGUAGAGGAGGAGAAUCCAGAACUUGAGGCUGUUCAGGCAGCUUGCGAUGCGCUUCCGCCAGAAACGGGUGGAAGAAUUAAGGUUCUUUUUUCAAAGAUUUCGAAUGUUCUUGUUGGUUCUCUUUUCUGCUGUCCUCGACCACAUAAGUUUAACUCAUCUCUCUAGCUGCUAGGUCGCUAGUCGAUUAAUCUAGUGUCAGUAUCAAAUAAUUCAAGUCCUUCUCAAACUUCAUCCAAUUUCAACACAGGAAAUGUUUACCUCAAACGGUCUGACCAUGGCGGAUCUGGACGUAAAGUCCGUAAUGGAUCUUGCCAGGCUACACCCGACGCUCCAGCAGAAGGUUUUGCAGCACCUCGAGUCAGAAAGGGUAAUAGCUACUUCAUUCUUGUUGAGGUGCGAAAUAUAUUGGCAGGGUGUAGCUUAAGAGAAUGAUGAUUAUGACAACGCACAUUUUUGCGUUAAAAAAUGCUUGCUUCAUCCAUUAACACUGUCUCCAACAUGGCAUCGACGACCUUUUUAUUUCACAGGUCUUCCUUUGCAACUCGCGGUCAAAGUCCCGUUUUCUGAUUUCAACGUGUGAGCGUGCGAAGCAGGGCGCAUUGGAUGUCAGAGGCUUUGGUGCCAUCGAUCCAUGGAAGAGCCACCUUAGUGCAAUCGCGGUCGAAAGACCAAAGACCAUCGAGUUGAUGAAAGAGUGGGAGUACAUGGAAAGGGUCGGACAUAGCGCAGUUGUCACCUUCUCGAUCGAUUGCUCAUGCUGCGAAAGUCUCAGGGAAAUGGGUACAUACUUAUAAAUAUGUAAGUUUCGUUCUGGAGUGCUAUUUUAGUGGAAGUAGAUUUCUCUUUCCUCGUGACGAGAUGUUGUUUCGUUUUCCAGAAUGGAAAUAAUUUCUCUUCAUUUCAUCUUGUCCGAAGGUGAAAAUGUCGAGAUGAGUUUUCCUAUGGAGAAUAGCGUGUGGGAUAUCAAGAGCAAGCUCGUCGAUCUCGGCUGCACUCUCUCUUUGGGGAAGAUCAAGCUGAAGCUGGAUUCGAAGAAGAACUUGCCAUGGCAGGGCAUGCCAGAAAAUUGGCAGCACAUCGGCUUUCUGAAGGAAAAGUAUAGCUUUGGGCAUUACAAUAUGCCGCCAGGCCCUACUAUAAAACUGACGCUAGUCUCGAAGGUGCGCGGGGGACGCAACAGAAGAAAGGACCUGUCACAAUGCACUGCGCUACCAACAACACGAGCACCAUUGCUCGCACAGCAGAAGGCAAUAACAAUAAAUCCGAUGAUGGCGCAAAUGAUAGCAAACAUGACAAAGGUGAUGCAAGCCAAAGCUGCUGGCGCCCUCCCGCCGCAACCUGGAACAGCGCCUUCAGCAUAAUCCUACCGCAAUUAAAAUUAGCCUCGUUGAGCUACUCAUACAGGUCUCUUUGCGAAACGAACGCAAUGACUGUGAACUCAUGAUGCCCUGCCUACGCGAAGGAUUUCGACAUGGAGCCCAUGGUUGAUCCCACAUAAAGAUAAGGUUGUCAUACCAGUACAACAACACUCGAGCCAU